Messenger RNA from Phalacrocorax carbo (great cormorant), 881 nucleotides. The record is from RefSeq and is a predicted model, not a curated record. NCBI's taxonomy places the organism in Eukaryota, Metazoa, Chordata, Aves, Suliformes, Phalacrocoracidae.
GCUAACUGCUGAUUGGCCGGUGCUGAUCCUUCCGCCGGAAGCGGCGGGAGAGGGGAGAGGGACGGCGGAGCCGGCGGGGAGGCCGCAGCCAUGAACAUCCGGAAUGCGCGGCCCGAGGACCUGAUGAACAUGCAACACUGCAACCUGCUCUGCCUGCCCGAGAACUACCAGAUGAAGUAUUACUUCUACCACGGCCUCUCCUGGCCCCAGCUUUCCUACAUCGCCGAAGAUGAGAAUGGGAAAAUCGUGGGUUACGUCCUGGCUAAGAUGGAGGAAGACCCCGAUGACGUCCCUCAUGGGCACAUCACGUCCCUAGCGGUGAAGCGAUCCCACCGGCGCCUGGGGCUGGCGCAGAAGCUGAUGGACCAGGCGUCCCGCGCCAUGAUCGAGAACUUCAACGCCAAGUACGUCUCCCUCCACGUCCGCAAGAGCAACCGGGCGGCUCUGCACCUCUACUCCAACACCCUCAACUUCCAGAUCAGCGAGGUGGAGCCCAAAUAUUACGCGGACGGGGAGGACGCCUACGCCAUGAAGCGGGAUCUCACCCAAAUGGCGGACGAGUUGCGGAAGCAGGUGGAGCAGAAGGAGCGUGGGCGCCCCCCCCAGCCCACCGAAACCCCCCGGGGUGGGGAGGGGGUUUGUGGAAGUGGGGGGGGCCCCCCCCAACCUCCGGCCGUGCCCCCCCAUCCCGAAGACGGGGGGGGUGACAGCAAAGACGUCAGCGAGGUGAGCGAGACCACCGAGAGCACCGACGUCAAAGACAGCUCCGAGGCCUCCGACUCCGCGUCAUAGGGGCGCCCCCCGGGCCCCCCCAAUCCCCCGGGACCCCCCCAGACCUCCCUCAGUGCUGGGGGGGGGGCAAUAAACCCCCUCCCUCUCCA